Molecule: messenger RNA, 2367 nt
Organism: Physcomitrium patens
Lineage: Eukaryota; Viridiplantae; Streptophyta; Bryopsida; Funariales; Funariaceae
Product: putative protein phosphatase 2C 5
Biological process (GO): protein dephosphorylation
Molecular function (GO): protein serine/threonine phosphatase activity
Source: RefSeq, a predicted model, not a curated record
GGAUGAGGGGAAUGGUUUUAGGGGAACAACACCGAUUCCGCUCGGGGUUUGAUAUAGCAGAUUGAUUGAUUGAUUCUCUCUGCUUGCUAGUUGCAUGUACUGCGGGUUAGGAACUCGGACCCAGAGAAUCACUGGAGGCUGUGGUUCAGAAAAGGGACCGUAGAAGCGGCUCCCGCGUAGUUUUUAAUCCAAGUUGAGUGCCGGAGUGCUUGGAUUCUGUGUGACUGGUCCCGACGCGGGUGGGAAAGCUCGUAUCCUUUUGGAUAGUCAAGCGGAUUGUUGUCCUCUGGAGAUAGAGAGGUGUGUUGGUUUGUGUGUUCGAUGCAGGUGGCGAGGGGAUUAUGGUCGCCGACAAGGAGGACUUCGCCGCAUUGCGCAGUUACAUCCUCAGUGCAACCGAAUUUCGGUGCCUUGAUCGGUGCUUCUCCAGGGAUUGUCGUCGCAUCUGGAGAAGGAUCAUCAUCAACUUGAAACCAUCCCCCACGGCUGGCAUUCUAACAGUGGAGCAACUCUCAGCAAACCAUGUCCGUUAGUGUCCAUCCUACCAUGGCUAUCCCUCAAAACGGGUUAGCAUCUCCACCGACCAGAGUUGGCAUUGAUAACGAUAAGCUUGCGCAGCAUAUGAUUCCUCUGACUGCUUUACUAAGCACUGAGCAGCUUCAGCUCGACGCAGAAGAGGAGUCCCCACUGUUGUCCCAUGGUCACGAUAUGUUAUACAAGAAAGAAGAAGACUUUGUUCUUGCAAAAACAGACUGUGAGAGAGUCCCUGGAAACCCUUCGAGUACAUAUGCAGCUUUUGCGAUCUUUGAUGGUCAUAAUGGAGCAGCAGCAGCCCAGUAUACAAAGGAAAAUCUUUUGAAGGAUAUCAUGAGUUGCAUGCCACCGAAUCUCACGAGAGAGGAGUGGUUAACGUUACUACCGCAGGCUAUGGUCGCUGGAUUUGUGAAGACAGACAAGGAGUGGCGGAAAUUAGGGCAAACAUCAGGUACAACUGCGACGUUGGUAAUUGUGGAUGGAUGGACCGUUACUGCAGCAUGUGUUGGGGAUUCUCGCUGUAUAUUAGAUGCACAAGGAAUAGCGACGCCAUUAACGAUUGAUCACAGGCUUGACGGUAACGAAGAAGAGCAAGAGCGCAUCAAAGCGUCCGGAGGAGAGGUGUCCAGGUUAAAGGUUGCAGGAGGAAUUGAGAUUGGCCCACUUAGAGCCUGGCCGGGCGGUAUAUGUCUCUCUCGGUCGAUUGGAGAUAUGGAUGUAGGCGAUUACAUUGUAGCUGUGCCUCACGUGAAGCAAAUCAAGCUCUCACCUGCCGGAGGCAGGCUCAUUAUUGCUUCGGAUGGAGUUUGGGAUGCCGUCAGCACUCGAAGAGCGGCAAGAUGCUGUCGGGGUGUACAAAAUCCAGAAACUGCUGCCAGAUACGUAUUAAAGGAAGCUAUAAGGAGUCGUGGAUUAAGAGAUGAUACGACAUGUUUAGUGGUGGACAUUGCUCCACCUGGUUCUCAACCCUUUGCACCAGCACUCAAGAAGCCGUUGAGCUUCCUGAAACUGUUGCGUUGCACAUCGGUGAAGGAAGGACUUAUCGCCAGUGAUCUAUCCAUCAUGGAGGAACUAUUUGAGGAAAAUUCAGCAGCAUUGGCUGAAAGGUUGGGACCAGAGAUCUCAGUGCAUGCUGGAAACAGUCUACUCCUCUGUGCAACUUGUCGUUGCAACCUAUAUGCGGAUGCAGGAAUUUCUGUGCACGCUGGUUCGUUCUUUUCGCAAGUCGCCGGAAAGACUUGGGAAGGUCCAUUUUUGUGUGCUAAAUGCAGGUCUCAACAGGCCAAUGCAGUACAAAGUGAGAAACAGAAGCAACGAUAACAGAAAAAAUUAGAUUAAAUAUAAAAAGUUUGUGUAUUCUAUAUCAUCAGGCCAUCAAUAUAACCAAACAUCUGGGGGAUAGGAUUGCAGCAUAUUGUUGGUUAUUUCUAGCGCACUCUUCAUAAUGCAUAGGAAUGUGAUCUAUUACCUGGUAGCUUCAAAUUCACCCCCAAAUCAGGUUGGAAGAGAAAACAUGUGUCUAGUCCAUUUUCUCAUUGUUCUUCUCUACUCAUGUUAGAGGUACAGGCUUUAGUCCCUUCUAAGCUGCUACAGAACGUUGCAAUACAUUAUGAAAUGCAACAAUCAGACAGACAUGAAGAGAUGGGUAUAUGGAACUGCAGCUGGAGCUCAUGACUUUCAGGGCCAUUGCUGCAAAAUGCUCAGCUCCGUCGCAGUGAAAGAGCCAAUGCCUGGUAAGUAAUGAUCAAGUUGACUCGGAGCUAUCUCAUGUAAAUCAUUUCAUUCUACACGCAACGUUAAGUUGAAGACUCUGCCUCAUAUCGGUUUGACGUA